Messenger RNA from Geodia barretti, 1122 nucleotides. The record is from the annotation of a GenBank genome assembly. NCBI's taxonomy places the organism in Eukaryota, Metazoa, Porifera, Demospongiae, Tetractinellida, Geodiidae.
AUGGAGGCAGACAUGCCAAGACGAAACGGGGCAACUAAGACCAAAGGAGUCAGCACAGAGAGCGACAAGGCUAAGGCGCUCGAACUGGCACUCGGACAGAUUGACCGGCACUUCGGGCAUGGCGCGGUCAUGCGCCUCGGAGACGCAAUUCAGGACAAUCUUUCAGGCGCAAUCUCCACUGGCUCCAUAUCCCUCGAUGUUGCAUUAGGCAUCGGCGGAGUGCCGCGCGGUCGCGUGGUUGAGGUGUUCGGCGCGGAAUCAUCGGGAAAGACAACGCUGGCAUACCAUGUUAUGGCGAACGCGCAGGUAGAGGGCGGCACGGCGGCGUACAUAGACGCCGAGCACGCGCUUGACCCCAGUUAUGCUGCGAAGUGCGGCGUGGACAUCGAGGAACUUCUCGUCUCACAGCCGGACACCGCCGAACAGGGUCUGGAGAUAUGCGAAUACCUCGUCCGUAGCGGCGCAGUUGACAUAGUCGUGGUGGACAGCGUUGCUGCGCUGGUGCCGCGCGCCGAGUUGGAAGGCGACAUGGGCGACACGCAUGUCGGGUUGCAAGCCCGCCUGAUGUCGCAGGCGCUGCGCAAGCUCACUUCCGCCAUCAGCCGCUCAAACACCUGCGUGAUUUUCAUCAACCAGCUUCGUGAGAAGAUAGGCGUUUUCUUCGGCAACCCGGAAGUUACACCCGGCGGUCGCGCGCUGAAGUUCUAUAGCUCCGUACGCAUCGACCUCCGUCGGCUGGAAUCCCUCAAGCAGGGCACGGAUAUCUUGGGCAACCGAGUGCGCGCCCGCGUAGUGAAGAACAAGGUCGCGCCGCCCUUCCGCGUCGCGGAGUUCGACAUCAUGUACAGCGAAGGCAUCAGCAAGUACGGCGAACUGAUCGACAUCGGCUCGGACGAAGAGAUCAUCCGCAAGAGCGGCGCCUUCUACUCCUUCGGCGAGAUAAGGCUUGGGCAGGGACGCGAGAACUCCAAGCAGUUCCUGAGCGAGAACCGGGGCAUCGCAUCCGAAAUCGAAGAACUCGUGCGCAACAAGCUCUCCCCGCAGAUCGUCAUACCCGACAGCGAUGAAAUGGAUGAAAUAGAAGACAAUGACGACAUCCCCCUAACCGUCAUCGGCGACUGA